AUGCGAGCCAUAAAUAAACGACGUGCCGUUUUACUGCGAUCUCUUCUCCGUCGCCGAUUCCUCCCGUCGAUUCUCAAUUCUCCGUGUUCUCUCAUCGCCUCUUCCAUCUUCGUUGUCUCGAGUCAUCCUCACCCGUAUUCCAUAGCGCCAUUCAGUUUUCAAAUUCGUCUUGCUCUUCGUCCUUUCGCGGAGAAUCCGAUGGAUCCGCAGACGCAGAACACUUCGUUGCAGCGACUCCAGAAUGUCGAGAGGAGAGUUGUGAGGGUUUUGGAUAUAGCUGGAGGAGUGAUGGAAGAACUGGCGAGCCCUUCUGGGCCAAAGAAAGAGUUCGUCAACAGUCAUUGCCGAGAGUUCAUGCAAUCCAUGAAGGAUAUUCAAGUCACACUAAGGGAAGAGAUCAAGAGCGCGUGCGAGUACCGCCCCUUUGAGAAAUGUGAUUACAAAGCGAGAAUAGCUAAUGAGAUCUGCUUCCAGAAGCUUGAGUAUGUUCUCUCCCAGCUUGAUGAUCUUAAAGAAACCGCAGACCGGUAUCCUUCUUCCGACUGA
Microthlaspi erraticum is the source of this 546-nucleotide messenger RNA. The record is from the annotation of a GenBank genome assembly. Lineage: Eukaryota; Viridiplantae; Streptophyta; Magnoliopsida; Brassicales; Brassicaceae.